AUGGGCACACAGGAGCUAGAUUGGAUCGCCGUCGCCAACAACCUCCUCGGCCAAUGCCAAAUCGACCUGCGAGUUGGGGACCUGAGGCACUGCGACGCCCGCGUCUUCGUCGCCCUGUACGUGGCCAUUCUGGGCGAAGAGGUGCCAGAUUUCAUCGCCCCGCCCCGCAAUCAGGAGGACGACGCCCACAACGUCCAGUCUGUGAUCGACUCGCUAGCCCUGGACUAUCUGCAAGUCAGCCUGUCUCAUAUAACCGGGGAGAACAUUGUCCGAGGGGACACGGAAUCCAUCCGCAACCUGCUGGAGAUAUUCCAUGGCCUGCUGGAGUACCUGACGGAGCAGAUCAGUGACGCGUCUUCUCAGAACGGAGAUGAUGGGGAUCACAAGGAUGUGCGGGAUCAGUAUGAGGGGCAGAAGGAUGCGUUGCCGCCCCUGAGGCCGCCCCCCUCUCAGGGGUCCUCGGAGCCCAUGGUCCCCGCCUGGGAAGUGGACGGCUCGGAGUCUACCAGCGAGCUCAUCCGGCUGGGGGAGACGGCGCACACCUUCACUCAGAGAGGGCUUGUUAUAGAAGGACUCAGACCCAAAGAGAACCAGACUGUAACCUCCGAGGCCGGCGCCAACACUGGUACUCCAAGAUCAGUCACCCCUCCACCUCGCCUUCCUACCCUCCCAGUAGCAGGGCAUACAACACACAGAGAUGUCUCUGUGAAUGGAUUCUCACUACGAGAACAAAAUCAGGCGGUGACACCAUCCGCCAUCCUUCUAAGGCCCCCAUAUCAGCCCAAGGACAGCCGCCCUGCAACCAUCAGCCCAGACAUCCAGGUGUCAGAAACAGCAGGAAGCCCAGUGAGGAGCAGGGGACCUAUAACUGCAGCGAGAGGGGCAGCUGAGAGGAGUGGAACCUCAACCGAAGAUGUCUCAUGCGAGAAAAGUCCGGAGUCCAGCCAUCCGACAUCUCCGGAAAGGAGGAGUCCGGAACACACAGUCCAUGGCCCAUCCACUGAGGGCUCCUCACAGUUGGGGCAAAAGAAAGUUGCUUUUCGGACUCAGCCCGACAUUCGCUUCAUGACCCUUCAGAGGACGCUGGGGGACCAAGGAGAAUGGACAGCACCUAGUGAUGGAGGAGAGAGCGAUCAGGACCCUGCGCUGGACUCAGGAUUCUCUCUGCUAAAGUCAGGCUCCUCACAGUUGGGGCAAAAGAAAGUUGCUUUUCGGACUCAGCCCGACAUUCGCUUCAUGACCCUUCAGAGGACGCUGGGGGACCAAGGAGAAUGGACAGCACCUAGUGAUGGAGGAGAGAGCGAUCAGGACCCUGCGCUGGACUCAGGAUUCUCUCUGCUAAACUCCAGGACACCAGACCGGUCUCUGGCGGAUGAGCCACUCUCUGUUCAGAGGGCCCGUAACAAGUUAUCUGAGAUGGAGCUACAGGAGAUGUCUGUGAAACUGUCACGGCGCCUGGAUGAGCUGGAUCAGAUGCUGAAGAAGGCGUUGGGGGAGCGUGCCCGGAGCAGCGAACCUAAAGAUGAGGACAAACUGUCCCAGCACAGUGACAGCAUCAUGGAAUUCCACAGAAAGAAGCGGCUGCAGGCUGCACGGAACCAUAAAAAGCCGCCCACCAGACCCCGCUCCCUCUCGUCAUCCCCCGUACCGCUGCCAACACCACGACAGCUACCAUGUGCGCAGUUUGAGGACGCUCUACACAAGGAGGCGAGAGGGGAGCUGGGGAAGAUUCGGAGGGAGGUGCAGAAAGAACUGGACCUGCAAAGGCUCAAAGCUCAGAUGCUGAACGAGGCCUACAAGGAGGAACUGAAAGAUUACGAGAAGUCUGAGAAAGUCAAACUAUCAAAGCUGAAAGAAAACGUCAAGCAGAAGGAUCUGGAACAUAAAGAAAAUCUCUUCAGAGGCCCCGAGAAAAGGUCCCACCCGGAGAAGGUGUAUUCUGGGAAGCAGGGGAGGCCGGCCUCCAGGCCGCGGCACGGCUGGUGUCGUUGUCUUCACGCUCAGCCUCUCCUGUCGCCCGCAGUGAGGAUUAAAGAGAACGACCUCCUUCCUCUCCUGCUGGAGGAAUUCCCCCAUCUGCAGAUCUCCCCGCACACCUUCAAUGCCAUGUGGAAGGGCCAACUCGCCCAGGUGGAGCAACUCGCCCGGUCCGGCCAGGAGGACGAGAGGAGCGAGCGCAAGCUGCAGAGAGAGGUGGAGGACGCACACAAGAGACACGACCUCCUCACCGUCAUCAUCCGGAGGGAACAGGGACACAACCAGCGUCUGAAAGACUUCAAGGAGAGAAUCCGCAUGCAGAAGAUGUCCCAGAAUAAGAUGAAGGAGAACCGGCAGCAGGCGGCGCGCGCCAAGAAAUACUACGAGGACUACCACGUGCAGCUCCGAGGCAAAAUGAUGCGCGCCAGGACGCGGGAGGAGCGGAUCUUGAAGAACCUGUUUGAUGACGGUCUGGAGAUCCAGAAGCAGCGACUGCGAGAACUGCGCUCGUACACCAAGGAGCAGCGCGAGGAGCAGAGGAAGCGGCACCAAGACGAGCUGGAGUCCAUGGAGAACUAUUAUAAAGAUCAGUUCUCUAUGCUGGCAGAAGUCGUGACCCAGGAGAAGAAUGAAAUGCAGGUGCAUGAGAAGACGCAGUCCAAGAAUCUACACAAGAUAAAGAAGGAAUUGCGGCUGAAGAUGGAGAAGGAGAUCCGGGAGCUGCAGGAGAUGAUCACACGGGCCGAUGAAGACGCUUUCUUCCGAGAGUUGGAGGCGGAACGUCUGAAGAGGCGGCUACACAUGGCUUCCUUCCAGUACAGCAAGAGCCACUAAGUGUCA
Molecule: messenger RNA, 2817 nt
Organism: Nanorana parkeri
Lineage: Eukaryota; Metazoa; Chordata; Amphibia; Anura; Dicroglossidae
Gene: CEP95
Product: centrosomal protein 95
Exons: 22
Coding region: 1-2811 (936 amino acids)
Cellular component (GO): centrosome; spindle pole
Source: RefSeq, a predicted model, not a curated record